This is a messenger RNA of Didymodactylos carnosus, 3431 nucleotides long. NCBI's taxonomy places the organism in Eukaryota, Metazoa, Rotifera, Eurotatoria, Philodinida, Philodinidae. The record is from the annotation of a GenBank genome assembly.
AUGGAGUGAGAAAAAUAGAUUUUACCUGAAAAAGCAAGGUUUUUUAGCAAACCUAUAUCUCAGCUUAGAAGCAUUUGCGCAUCUUUGCGCUAUCUUCUGUAGAUGUUUUAUAUAUAGAAGUAGAACACCUGAAAUUUUCAUUUAGUUUGGAAAAAAAUGGAAACCUCAUUUUACUGGAUACACGUUUUCGGAAAACACUUAGCGGAGGAAGAACAAAUAUUUUCUCGGUUCUAAAACGUAGUGGGAAAAAAUUCUUUAUACAAAUAGAUAGAGUGACAGGUCUAGUUUCGAACUAUGUAUAAUUGUUGAGAUUAUCAUAUUCGGUUUCGCGAGAAACAAUAUUUCUAUAUUCCUAGUUCUGUUUUUAAAGGAAAACUUGCAUAAAGAUUUUCUUACUUAAGACGACACAUAGAAAAAAACUUCCCGUGGCAAUUAAAUAGAGCGUAUGUUGAAGUAUAUGACCUGUUGUUUAAAUCUUGUAAAAGUGUACUUUCAUUUUCUCCCCUAAGGUCCACGUGGUUGCCCACUGUGCAUUCGAUUACUAGAAAAAUGAAUAGGGAAAAUGUAUGGCAAUUAUGCACAUAUACUUGACAUGUGUUUGAUCAUUGCAAAAAUCCCCUAUGCUAAAUUUUUUUUAUUAAAAACACUUACUUUUAAAUAUGUAUCAGAUUUUCCACAUUCCGAUCAUUCUGAAGAACGAUGAAACUGUUGAACAGUAAAAGCAAAUGCCAUCUUCAGGUUUUUGUGAUAAGAGCUUUCUUUACUGUACUUGGCACAAAAAAGCGCAUAUAAAAACAAUGGAAUUUUUUCUGAUGAUGGCAUUCUGCAGGAGGAAUAACGAAAACACGACACAUCUUAUUUUUUUCCUGCUUACUUGUUAUAUUCCUACAAUAGUUUAAAACAGAAAUUUUGUUUUCGAAGAUCCUUAGCAAAGACCAAAAACAUACUUCAUCUUGUUCACGUGUUUUUGCACUAUUUUGACUCAAGUGCGGUAUGAUGAUAUAAAAAUAAUGACAAAGUUGUAAUAAGAUGCCAUCUAGCGCCUCAAACUGAUACGCUCAUUUUUUUUUGGUCAAUAAAAUGCACAAUUGCAAAGAAGAACAAGCUAAAGCUCUUUUUAUUAAAAUUUCUUUAAUUAUAAUUAAGCGCUAUUAUCAGUGUGAGUUAUGUUGCCACUGGCGCUUAACGAGAGAAGUUUUAAUGAAAGUUUAUCUUGAUUAUGAAAAAGUGAGGAUAAACAAUAUGCGACGACUAUUUGCUAAAAGCAAAGUGGAUCUGUUCACUUUGUUUUUACCUGCUUUUAUUUGAAUUGAACUCUUCAGGCUGCGUAAACGUAAGUAACAUUAAGGAGAUGUAACAGUAAUUUUUUUUCGCCAUAGAUGGUCCGUUGACUAUAUACAGUUAGUGAUUCUUGUAUUUCACGUACUUUUUAUUUUUUGUUAACAGAUGUGCAGCUAUUUUCUUUUUUAACGAGAAACAAAUCAAACUUGUAAUCUUUUCUUCUCCAUUAACGCCUGAAAAAGGAGAAAGGAAGUUCCUUUAAUCGUCAAGACUUAAGUUAUAAACCUGCGAUUGAGAGAGGUAGAAAAUUCUGGCAAAUGUGGAGAAAAAAGUUUACCGCAUCCACUUUGAAUAAAUUCAUUUUAAUAUGCUAAGUAACACUGAUUGCUCAACCCUAUACUAAAAUAUCAUAAAGAAUCGCUGUUGACAGAUAACAUCAAAAAUAAAAAAUAAGAAUACUUGAUUGAUAAUGGAAUAUUACAGUAACAUUCAAAAUGUUAAGUCUGAAACAUUUGCUAUAUUGAUGUCUUCUUUUCUCAUUUAGAUUUUUACGUUUUGGAAAAUCUUUUUCUUUUUUCUUAGAUGAUGUUAACAUACCGUUUAGCUAACCACCUAUUACGAUCUAAAUCUCAUUAUCCAUGCACAAAAAAUUUAUUAUUUAUUUUCAAUUCAUAUCUGAGAACAACAGCGACUGCUCCAACCAAACUUCCUCAAGCACGAUGGAAAAAGUAUUUAAAACGCUAUUUAAUAUUCAAUGCAUGUUUAGUAGCAGGUGGAGUUGGGACAUACAGCGUUCUAACACCACGUCAACGACGUAUUGUACGAGUGACAUUUGAAGGCAUUUACAGAGGAUAUAAAACCUUUGCGAUCGGAUUGGCUAUUACAACUGAUUACAAAUGGACUUUAUUCGGAUUAAAUGAGGAGUCAAUCGAAUAUGAAUCUCUGAUCAAAGAGUGUCAUCGUCGUUCAGCUCGUCGCAUAGCUAGUGGAUGUAUUGAUAAUGGUGGACUUUAUGUUAAAAUGGGACAGGGACUGGUGACCAUGGAUCAUGCAUUACCAAAAGAAUAUUGUAAUGAAUUAAAAAUAUUACAUGAUAAAGCAUUGAGAAGAAGGCGAAAUGAAGUUGAAUCAUUAUUACAUGAAGAAUUUCAAUGUGGUUCAAAAGAUUUAUUCUCAUAUAUUUCAAAAGAGCCAAUAGCAGCGGCGAGUUUAGCUGAAGUUUAUGAAGGACAAUUGAAGACAGGCGAGAAAGUAGCUAUUAAGUAUAUUGAUUUACAAGAUCGUUUUCAAGGUGAUAUGUUGACAAUAAAACUUGUCUUAAAAGCAAUUGGUUAUCUCUUUCCAAAAUUUGAGUUUGAAUGGAUUAUAGGCAGUAUUAAAACAAAUUUAGAAAGAGAAUUAAAUUUUAUUUGUGAAGGAGAAAAUGCGGAACAAUGUUAUCGACAAUUGAAAGAACUGAAAUUUGUUUUUGUACCAAAAAUAUAUUGGCAUUUGACAUCACGACGGGUUCUAACCAUGGAAAUGAUUUAUGGAUGUAAAAUAAAUGACGUGGAAGGAAUUAAACAAAUGGGAUUAUCCAUGAAAGAGGUGAGAAGGAGAAAAAAGAUUCGUAAUAGUCUGCAUAGACAUAAUCGAAACCAAAAAUAUUUUAAUGUACAGGUUUUGGGCGGAAUCAGUAUGAUCCAACAAUUUUUUCCAUUCUUUUUUGUAAAUUUUGCAAAACUGGUUUACUGCCAUGUUCGAUACAUUGUCAUUCGCUUUCGGAUUAAAAAACAAGAUAGUCGAAUCUUUGUUGAUGAUAAAUUGUACAAGAUCUUUUCAAGGAGUAGUGAAUCUAUUUUAAAAUACUUUCAGACAAAUUAGUUUGCGGUUCUUUCCUCUUUCAAUUGGGCAGAAUCAGAUGACAUAUUCUUAUAAACGUUGAAUUGAGUAAGAUACGCAAGUUUUCACUGAACCAAGACAAAAAAAACGUUGGUAUCCAUUACGUCUGUAUUUGUAUGAGCAUUAUUGUUGAUAGCUUUUAGAUGAGGUUGAAAACGUAUCCGAAAUAAAAGACAUCAAAAUAUGUCAUUUCAUCUAGUGUAGUAUUCAAAGUUAGUUAGCCAUUUUAAUUUAGUUUAGUUUUACAACUACUUAUCAGUUACUAGAGA